AGUGUUAUGAUGUUUGUGAAUGACAUAUUUUUAUUCUGUUUUGCAGAUUGAUUCGGAUUUUGAACAGCUUUUCGGUAAAUGUGAAAAACUGUUUAACGAUUGGGAGCAGUUUUCGGAGAAGUUUCUAAAGUACGUCCGAAGUGCCGAAAUCAAAGACGAUCGGUCUCUGCAACUCCUGAGACAUUUGCAAGAAGCACCUGUUUGCCAGGCCGGUCGUGAAUUGAUUGUUUCUUACGUGUUCCAAGCGCUUAUCAAACCAACGCGACGAGCUGGCGGAAAGCUUCCCACGAUAUUGGAGGCACAAUUCGAAGUGUGUUGCCUUUGCCAAACCAACGACGAGUAUCUUGAAGAUCUCCAAGCAUUGCGUCGAGACUGUGAAGCUGCAAAGAUUCAGUUGACACCACGUAUUUAUGCUGUAGGCUGCCUCGAGAACAUUGAUUCACUGUAUGUCGUGACCGGGAAGUUUGAAUACAAACUGCCAUCGUUCCUGCGAUGUCUGGACGUUAUAAUCAAAUUGAAGCACGUUCUCGAUUAUCAUUUCUCCGAUAGUUGCGAAGCCUACUGGUGCUUUUUAACCAGGUUCUUUUACGGCAUUGACUACCGACGAAAAUCCAAGAACAGCCAACUCCUCCAAUUGAUCAAAUACCUGGAAUCCCAGUGUGAAGAAGACCAGUAAUGGAUUGCUUUCUGUGUCCGAACAUUUUUCGAAGCAUCAAUGAUCUCUUGAAACACCUGCAAAUUGAUCACGGGGCCCCAUCCAUUUCAAACUACAAGUGUACAGCGUGUAGGCCCGCGGCACAUUUCAAAGACGUGCACAGGUACAGGCGUCAUAUAAAUGCUCGUCACCAUACCUUGUUUCAACAAAGCUGCACACCGUCGGAGAACCAACAAGAAGAAGGAUGUCUGUUACCUGUUAUCGAUGCAGUCCCAGAGGAACAAAACGACCAGAUUAUCGAAAACCAUGAACGAAUUGAUUUUAUUGAAAAUGAAGAGAAUACUAUAAACGUUAAAAGUAAGGAAGAACAAAUUCUAGAAAUAAGAAAUAGGUUAAGAGAAGUAUUUUUAAGUUUCACAAUUAAUCUACAUGGCAAAAAAAAUAUGAGUAGAAAAGACGUGAUUGAACUACAGAAAAACAUUACCGAGGACAUUGUAAUACCUAUACUAGAUGCUCUAAAUGAAGUAUCAAAUAUUCAAGAAGAUCAAUUAAAUUCAGAGCUUAUCAACGAUCUACGCGACCCGUUCAACUUCAUUUGCACGGAACAAAGGCUUAACACACAACUACAAAAUUUGAAUAUGCGAGAGGCUCCUCAGACUAUUAAUUACAAAGAUGAAGCUGGGAAUAUUGUGUCGAAGGGUUGUCUGACACCAAUCAAAUUUCAACUCAAAAAGUUUUUUGAAACUGGGUCAAUUUUUGAACAAACCGUACUGAAUAUGGGAAAACUGGAACAAGGUAAUGAAAUAUCGAAUGUUGUCAAUGGUACACUGUGGAAAGCAGUACGGAAAACUUACGGCGAGCAAAUGGUUAUACCAUAUUUUUUGUAUUCAGAUGAAGCAGAACUAAAUGAUGCCAUAGGUGCUCAUUCAGGAACUCACAAGGUGUGCGGGUUGUACUACAGUUUUCCGACUAUUCCUUCGCAUUAUUCGUCACGACUGAGUUGUAUUUUCGUUGCUGGAUUCAUUAAAGCAUCCGACAUUACAAAAUAUGGACCUACAAAAGCUUUGAGUGAACUUGUAGAUGUUUUGAUUGAGCUUGAGCGAGACGGGAUUGAUCUAACCAUUGAAAGUAGGGUAGUGAAAGUGUAUUUUGUACUAAUGGGAAUUCUAGGCGACAAUUUAGGUAUUAAUUUACUGAUGGGAUAUGUAACUUCCUUCAAUUCCCUUUUGUACUGUAGGUUUUGUCGGCUCAAUAAGAACCAGUGCCAGAAAUCUAUCGUUUUGGAUUCAAGCAUGAAUCGAAAUAAGGAGUCAUAUGCAGAAGAUUUAACAAAAACCGUAAAAGAGUCGGGUAUCAAAGAAGAAUGUGGCUUCAACAGGUUGAAACACUAUCAUGCAGGGGAAUUUGUGGCCGUUGACGUUAUGCAC
Aedes albopictus (Asian tiger mosquito) is the source of this 2082-nucleotide messenger RNA. RefSeq lists its product as uncharacterized. NCBI's taxonomy places the organism in Eukaryota, Metazoa, Arthropoda, Insecta, Diptera, Culicidae. The transcript has 2 exons. Bases 20 to 676 code for a protein of 218 amino acids. The record is from RefSeq and is a predicted model, not a curated record.